GGCGUACGCAAGAAGAAGGAGGCCGCGGCGGUCAGCGCGGGGAUGUCGAGGACCUCCCGGGCGGUGCUGGGCCUCUCGGUGCUGCUGACGGCGGCCACGGUGGCUGGCGUGCAUCUGAAGCAGCGACAGGACCAGCAGAGGCUUCGAGAAGGAGUGAUCAGAGACAUUGAGAGGCAAAAUCGGAAAAAAGAAAACAUUCGUCUUUUGGGAGAACAGAUUAUUUUGACUGAGCAACUUGAAGCAGAAAGACAGAAGAUGUUGGAAAAAGGAUCUCAGAAAACAUGACUUGAAAUGGGUGUGAAAUAGCAGUGGGGCAGUGCUGAGUGAGUGAGUUUGUGUGUAUAUGUAUGCAUGUGUGUGUUGAUGGAGUGUAGCUUAGUGAUCUGGAGCCCUGUUUUUUGGUCACUGUCCAUUUCAACCUGAUGAUAUAAGGACAGUGACUCUUCUAUAUUACUUUUGGAAUCUCUUGUGACUGAAUAAAGACGUGGUGAGCAGAUGCUCCUCUGACGAA
Molecule: messenger RNA, 511 nt
Organism: Jaculus jaculus (lesser Egyptian jerboa)
Lineage: Eukaryota; Metazoa; Chordata; Mammalia; Rodentia; Dipodidae
Product: protein PET117 homolog, mitochondrial
Exons: 2
Coding region: 43-285 (80 amino acids)
Biological process (GO): mitochondrial respiratory chain complex IV assembly
Cellular component (GO): mitochondrion
Source: RefSeq, a predicted model, not a curated record